Fusarium fujikuroi IMI 58289 is the source of this 1305-nucleotide messenger RNA. RefSeq names its product related to fibroin-3. Lineage: Eukaryota; Fungi; Ascomycota; Sordariomycetes; Hypocreales; Nectriaceae. The record is from RefSeq and is a predicted model, not a curated record. The transcript is spliced from 3 exons. Gene Ontology annotation, cellular component: cellular bud neck; plasma membrane. Bases 1 to 1305 code for a protein of 434 amino acids.
AUGCCCUCCAUCGACGAGGCCAUGGCGCGCAGCCUCCGCCUCCGGGGCAGUGCCUGGGAGGUGGUCAAAGACAAGUUUAUCCGGACAAUUGUAGCCGACCUUUCACGACGAGACAUGUUAGCAGAUGCAGCGCAAACAACCGAUGAGGUUGCACAGAAAUCAGAAGACUUUGCGACCGCUUUCUCUAGCUGGGACAACUGUAUGAACGUGGCGUGGUGCAAGUGGCCAGUAAUUGGUGUGAUGAUCAUCGGAGGUCUCAUCAUUUUCAGUAUUUGCCUGAAAUGCUGUGGUAACUGCUGCGGUGCCUGUGACCCUCCACGCAGUGCUACGAAGCAUUUGGAUGACCCUUAUGCUCCCCAAAGUCAGCAUCAUGGAUACCGAAGUGAACCCCCAAUGAAUCCGUCAGCGCCUCAGUACGGCGUCACAAAGCCCAUGCGAUCCGAGCCACCUCAGUAUGCAGAAUUCGAAACGAGUAAGGGCAGAGACGAUGAUGCCCUCCCUGAGAUGCCCAGCUGGGAGGGUGCUAGCAGCAAAAAGGUCGAGGUUCACACAGAGGCCGUUGAGCUUGACACUCUACCUUCGAAGCCACCCCAUAGUCAGCAAAGCAACAUGAUGGGUGGAGUUUCACCGAACAAUCUGACCCCCUACAGCCAGGCACAGAGUAAUUCAAACGGCUACCUGGGCGCCAACCAAGCUCCCGAUGCAUAUUCACCUAUCGACCAGCAGGGCUACGGAUAUCAAGCCCCCGGCAUGAACCCCAUGUACAGCAGUGCCGCUGCUGUCGCACCCAUGCCCCAUGAACGUCGCUCCCCGGCCUUGAACACCAAUGGAUACAGCAACCAAGGCUACGGCCAUGAUCAAGGAUUCGAGCAGACCCAAGGCUACGGGCAGAUGCAGGGCCACGGACAACAAGGCUACGGUCAAGCCACGUCCCCCAACGACUAUGCCGCAACUUAUAGCGGAUACCGAGGAACUCCUCCGCCGCGGCCCGCCAGUUUCGCCAAACGAGCUUCAAUGCAUCAGGAUGAAUUUGGUACUUAUGGACAGCUUCCUCCUCGCCGUUCUCCAGCUAUACCAGAAGAUUAUGGCUAUGGAUCGCCCGUUCGUCAAUCACCCGGCCCCCAAAACGAUUUCGGCUACGCUCAGCCACCUCGCCAGUCUCCAGCGCCUAUGAACGAUUAUCGAACACCGCCUCCUGGCCCUGAUACCAGCUAUGGUGCUCAUCCUGCACAGCAGCGGCAACACAUGCCAGAGUCCCACUCUCCGCAAGAGCCAUACCCAGGUUUCAAGCCAUACCAGCCUUAA